GACUGAUGCCCAAUGGUGGCCAUUGCGUCCACCAUGCACUCCGAAGCGUGGCUAGCGCUGCACCUGCCGCAGUUGACGCACUACAAUGCCCCACAACACCUUCACCAACAAAUUUACGAUUGCGUGCAUGAAAGCGAGGGCGAUUGGAUCGAUCUGAACGCCGUGGCGACUACUCAAUUAGCUUCAGAGACCAUGAAAGGCAGGGCCAGUCGUCGAAAACUGCGCGUAAAGGCCACGAUACCACUCCCAGCAGCGGAAAAAGUGCUGCGAGUGGCUCACGAGUGGGAUUUUCAGUCAAUAUUGGAUGCACAGACACAGUUAAGACAGGAUGAAAAGCUGCGUAGCAAGAUGAAAAACUUGAUUGUGGAGGUAAUCAAGGAAGAUACAGAGGAGAUUGAGCUUGAAGAGGAGAGCGAAGUGGAGAAAGAAGUGGAGAAAGAAGUGGAGAGUAUCGUAAGGCAUCUACAUUUACUGGCGUUCUCCAUUCGCUUUGGAGCGGAAUCAGAUGAAAUGUCGUAUUACGUGCUCAAUACACUCGGCUCUAGGUAGGUCAAUGUAUUAUUUAUUUGUCUC
Phytophthora nicotianae INRA-310 is the source of this 573-nucleotide messenger RNA. RefSeq lists its product as hypothetical. The record is from RefSeq and is a predicted model, not a curated record. The transcript has a single exon. Lineage: Eukaryota; Oomycota; Peronosporomycetes; Peronosporales; Peronosporaceae. The coding region runs from base 13 to 549 and encodes 178 amino acids.